GCAGCAUGAACAAGCGAGUAAGCGAUCAAGGGAAAGAGAGCGAGAGAGAGAGCGAGAGAGAGAGGGAAAGAGAGCAAGAACUCUGAAUUGUGAGUGGCUUACGACACUCAGUGAACAGAAGGUGCUUCUGCAUGCUCUGUCAGUGCACUGGUCUGCUGCAAGGGAUUGCGCGCUCCUAUGGUUCCCACAUUUACCGCCCUGCCUGCCUACCAGUACCAGCCCUCAGCAGUCUCUUCCAGCUGGCUGAGAAAACAACCGGAGAGGAAGGGAAUGAACAAAACCGGCGAGCUACAGGGAAUACAAGCGGCUUCUUAACCACGAUGAGCCAUUGAGAUGACAAGGAAUACUGUUACACAAGAAAACAAUGAACAGGGUUCACCUCUUAAAUCCUCUUUUUUUUUCCUCUCUUGCAUCCAUCACUGAAAGCACGAUUACUCGCUUGAAUGGAUUUAAACAUUACAAGGCAGUGAUUGCUUCUAAUGGACAAUAACAUGUGUUGACAGAUCUGCUGAAACUUAAGCAGGAACGGGAGAAGAACAGAAAACAGGAGCUAUUUGAAAAGAUCUUUCCUCGUUCCAUUUUUUUUUUUCCUCCUUUCGCUGCUUGUCUCUUCUCUCCUCUGAUCAUUGCAGCAGAGGACUGCGGAGGAGCUAAAGAGACAGAGCUCAUGCAUACAGACAGGGGAACUUGCACUUCCUACCAUCUCGCUGAAAGCUACUUGAAUUCCUUCUCUUUCUGGCUCUUUCACUUGAGGAGAACUAAGACAUUGUAAGCCUGCCAAGGAUCUGGUGUCCACUGAAAAGGGAGACGGGAGGGGGGAGAAUUUGUACCACAGUGGGGUCUUUUUUAGAUUCGCACAUAAUUAGUGUUGGGGCACAAAGCGAGAGGCUGAAUGGAGAUUGUCAGCUUUUGGAUAGGGGUGAGUAGGAAUCUUUUCAAAUAAGAGUGAGAACUUGUUUUCACCUGUCUACUAUCCACCGACUGCUUGAUAUCUAAUAUAAGCACAGAGACUUUUCCUCUAUCCUUUGAUUUUUUUUUCCAAGGAUUUCCUUGUUUGACAAAAUAAAACAAAAACAGAGUACUUCUACCUACAGCUACAAUACAAAACCUUAUUGAAGGGGAUAUAAAUUAUUUAAAUAAGACGUGAUGAUAAAUACGGUGUGGAGGUGAAGAAACAAUAUCCAGAGUGGUUCAAUGGACAUUUUCUCAGUGACAUCCCUGGAUAUUUAUGCUAAUGGAUUUCCUUCUAAUUGGUCUGUACUUAAAGUGGCCACUGAAGAAGCCCCCUGGGUUGAUACUGUGUUCACUGGGCAUUUUUUUAAGAAUGAUCCCUUUGGUAGAGGGGGUUUGUCCGAGGCUGUGCCGCUGCGACAGCAAGCUGCUGUACUGCGAGGGGCUCAACCUCACAGACAUUCCCCGCAAUCUGAGCAGUGCCAUGGGCCUGUCCAUGAGAGAGAACAACUUGACCGAGCUGCGUGAAGGCCAACUGGCUAGUUUGUCACAGCUCACCUGGCUCUAUUUAGAUCACAACAACAUUGACAUUGUAGAGGAGGCGGCAUUUGAAAAGCUGAGACGAGUGAAGGAGUUGGACCUGAGCAGUAACCGGAUUGAGAGUCUACCAAAUGGUACCUUUAGGCCCCUCCCAAAUCUGCGUAUUCUGGACCUCUCAUACAACAGGCUGCAGGCGCUUGAGCCCGACCUGUUCCACAGCCUUAGAAAGCUCACCAAUUUGCAUUUACGCUACAAUGCUCUCAAAUUUGUGCCAGUGCGGAUUUUUCAAGACUGUCGGAGCUUGCAGUUUUUGGACUUGGGAUACAACCAACUGCAGAGCCUGGCUCGAAACUCCUUUGCUGGUCUCUUCAAGUUGACUGAGUUGCACCUUGAGCACAAUGAGUUGGUUAAAGUGAACCUUGCCCACUUCCCUCGCUUAAUCUCUUUACGUACUCUGUACAUGCACAACAAUCGUGCUACAAUUGUUGUCAAUACCCUGGACUGGACAUGGCAUUUUUUAGAGAAGAUUGAUCUGUCAGCUAAUGAAAUCGAGUACAUUGAGCCACAUGUUUUUGAGAGUACACCCAACCUCAAGGUGCUAAUGCUAGACUCCAAUCGUUUGACGGCUGUGGACCAGCGCACCCUGGAUUCAUGGUCAUCUCUGGACAGCAUCACCCUGGCAGGGAAUGACUGGGAGUGCAGUCGCAACGUGUGUGCCUUGGCCUCUUGGCUGAGUGCCUUCAGAGGCCAGCGUGACAGUUCCCUGCUGUGUUCAAGCCCCGAUUCUGCACAAGGAGAGGAUGUGUUGGAUGCUGUUUAUGCUUUUCAGCUGUGUGAUGAUCCCCCAGUGGAGGCAACUGCAGCAGGUCUGUACACCUCAACAAGGGAUCUGGCCCAGGGUGGCUCUGUGUUCCUGGGCCCUUUUACUCCCAACCCUUAUGAAGGUGAGGGGAGUGAAGUGGUCACAAGUUCCUUCACUGUCACAGUGGGCCACGAUGACCUGGAGAGCACCAUGCAGAUUCAUAAGGUGGUGACCGGCACCAUGGCACUCAUCUUCUCCUUUCUCAUCAUAGUGCUCAUGCUUUAUGUAGCAUGGAAGUGCUUUCCAGCCGGAAUAAGGCAACUGAGGCAGUGCUUCAGCAGUCAGCGUCGUAAGCAGAAGCAAAAGCAAAGUAUGCAGCAGAUGGCUGCAAUUUCAACUCCGGAGUACUAUGUCGACUAUAAACCUAACCACAUUGAGGGAGCUCUGGUGAUCAUCAAUGAAUAUGGCUCUUGCACUUGCCAACAGCAACCUUCUCGGGAAUGUGAGGUGUGACCCUACUUUGUGAGUAAAUCCUUUCCUGCAUUUGUCUGGAUAUACAAUAAAGCCCCUUCUUUUGGAUACACUGGGGGAAAGGAAUAUUAUGGGAUUGAUGGAUUAAAGGGAACUUUUGGACAGUUUUUACACAGCAUCUCACUGUGAUAUAGAAGGAGUGUGCUUCAUGCUGCUUGACUAUUUCAAGGUGGAUUUACUGCUACUGCUGUACUCUCCCAAUUUGAGACUACAGGGCAUAACAUGCACCUGACUCUUGGACCUGUUGACGUUCAACAGAAAGGAGAGGAAUUCAUUAAGAGCAAUGAGGCUUUUUCUUCUCACGGAUUGAUAACUGAGCUUUAAUGUGUGUUUCUACUUCAGGACAUUUGAUUAUUGUUUCAAAAUCAGUUGGGGACACAUACAAGAAAAAGACAAAGGAAAAAAAAAAUAUUUGUAUUAUGUAAAGAGAGUAUUUGACAAGCAUCUAAAAUAUAUAUAGAAAAAACACGUUUAAGUUGAAAUAAAACUGUAAAAAUAAAAGUCUGUGUAAAAUAUGUUAAAAGAAGAAGUGCAAGUGUGGACAAAAAUGAUACAAGCUAAUCUAUUUCUUUUUUGUAAACUACAAAAAAAAUGUUUAAAUAAAUGAAUUGCUAUUCACUAAACUCAUUUGUAUGUGAGAAGCCUGUCAGAGAGGAUGAGUGACAAUAGAUGCAGUCUUUGCGCUCAUGGACUGGAGAGCCAUGUCACUGCAGUGUAUUGAACCAAAAAAAAAGGGAAUACAAAAAAAAAGAAAAGAGAGAAAGGGCCAAGAGAAUAUCUGCAUCUCAUCUCCAAUGUAAACUCCAUGAUCUGAAUUUUCAAUCUCUUCUCUGUUUUAACUUUCAUAUUUGUUGUUUUAUCAUUCACUGUGUUGGCUUGCUAUCAAUGUAGUUUCCCCCCUUCCCACUGCCUGUGUGUGAAACGAUUCAAAUGAUCUAUUUCAUCUUAAUCAGUAAGCAUAUUUUCAUAUUAUUAUAUCAUUAUUUGUGUACCAUCCAAGUAAAGAAAACAGAGUUUUAAAGA
Solea solea (common sole) is the source of this 3847-nucleotide messenger RNA. RefSeq names its product leucine rich repeat transmembrane neuronal 1 (gene lrrtm1). Gene Ontology annotation, molecular function: protein binding. The transcript has a single exon. Gene Ontology annotation, cellular component: plasma membrane. NCBI's taxonomy places the organism in Eukaryota, Metazoa, Chordata, Actinopteri, Pleuronectiformes, Soleidae. The coding region runs from base 1229 to 2806 and encodes 525 amino acids. The record is from RefSeq and is a predicted model, not a curated record.